Messenger RNA from Exophiala mesophila, 2553 nucleotides. RefSeq lists its product as uncharacterized. The transcript has a single exon. The record is from RefSeq and is a predicted model, not a curated record. NCBI's taxonomy places the organism in Eukaryota, Fungi, Ascomycota, Eurotiomycetes, Chaetothyriales, Herpotrichiellaceae. The coding region runs from base 471 to 2060 and encodes 529 amino acids. Gene Ontology annotation, molecular function: protein binding.
CCGUUACUCUCCGUUCACCAACAAACGCGGAAAUCAUUCAAGGCUGGCACAAAGUCGCGGUCUCAAAUUGACGUAGUUGGUGCGGGACCCGCCGCAAAGGACCCAGAAAACGCCCGUGCUCUGAACGCGCCAGGCUUUGGCGCGAAGUGGAUUGCACCUUCCUAACCACUACUUGCCUUCAUUUAUCCUUUGACCACAACCGACCACACCACGCAUUCUCUUGCUCAACUCGCGUGAGGGCCAGCUUCUUCCCUCCAGGAUUCUCUCUCAACUUGGGCUGACCUUAUUGCUGGCCACCUUCUGCUCUCUAUCGUCCUUGACUCAGAAGUUCACGUUCUCAUGGCCAUCGAGAACUGAACUGUGAACCUCCAUGAGCGUGCCUCUCGCGUCUUAGGGCCCCAGACGCGCUGUGAGUUUCGACUCCAGUACUUCAGCUUCCUUGCCUUCAGAUCUCUAGGCCACAAGUCAUCAUGGCUCCCUCCGCCACUCUCUCAGAGACUGCCGUGUCUCCCACUCCAAAGUCGACUCGACCUACCAACGGCCUCCUCCCAGCAUUUGAGCCCUUCUCAUCCUCUCCCGCUUUACCACGACCACUGAAAAGAAGUCGAGAUGCCUUUGACGAGAACAACACAUAUCCCACUCCCGUUCCCACUUCUUCAACCGCUAUCUUGACUUCAUCACCCUCACGUGUCCAGAAGCCAGCACCUACGUUUCAGAAAGCUUCGUCGACGUUAUCCGAGCGUGUCCCGUUGGGGGCAGUUCCCUCUAUUGAACUUCACCAGGAUGGGAAAGUCACGCGUAUGGGAAGGUCAAGUGCCUCAUGCGAAUAUCAGUUCUCGGCAAACCGCCUUAUCUCCAGGGUUCAUGUCGAGGCAUGCUACAAAUCUUCCACUUCGCCUCUCGCCCGUGAACAUGUCGAAGUGAAAUGUACAGGAUGGAAUGGUGUCAGAAUUCAUUGCCAGGGCCAGGUCUACGAGGUCAAAAAGGGAGACACCUUCCAAUCCGACGUCAGAGAAGCUGAAAUCAUGCUCGAUGUUCACGAUAGUCGUGUUGUGCUGCUAUGGCCUCCAAAGCCUCGCCUGGGUGCCAUCUCUUCUGACGAGGACGACGAGAUGUCCCCUACAAAGCGUCAACGAGUCAUGUUGCGCCAUUCCACACCACCGAGCCCGAGCCCUUUGCAGUCCCGACGUCGUCCUGUUUCUCCUAUCUCACCGUCGCCUGCUGUUCACGCCCUCUUUCCAUCGUCUCCACCGCUUGCCCCAGCACGGCCUCACCUUGAUGCCGUUGACAUCUACGAAGACCCUGAACCAUCAAUCGAGCCCAGCAAAGAGCAAGUAUCUGAACAAGUACCCUCGUCAAUUCCCCACCAGGCUGCCCUGCAGAAUGCUUCCACUGCUUCCCUGUCUCAGCAUGCUCCGGCUUCCAACGCUGACGACUAUUCCGACAAUGACGAGGAGAACGAUCCCAUCAUCCAUUCUUUUGGACCUUUCGGAGAGAACUUACUGCCGAGACUAGCAUCCUUCAACGCAGGUAGCGACUCACCGAACCAGGAUCAAUCCAACUCUGUAAAGAGCUCCCGGUCAUCACACACUGGGCCCCUCCAUCUCCAACAGUCGUCCGCCAAGACACCCCUCCCCUCCGACCUUGACGUCCAAGGUCAUAUUAUCAAUCAACUCGCCUACUCCCGUUUAUCGUCAACCCCUCUGUCAACAAUUAUUAGCCAUCUUCCCCAUGACGCGGGUUCAUUGACAAAAGGCGAUGUCAGAAGAAUUGUCUCAUCCACGGCAUGCAUUGGCGAAGUGACUAGAGAAGGGAAAGACGCUGCUGGAAAGGCUCUAGAGAGUGAAUAUUAUUAUAUUCCUGACCUAGACGAGGAUGAGAAGAGAAAAGAGGCAGUUGUUACUGAUUUGAAGAAACCAGGUUUGCGGGCUUGUCGCAAACAACACAAGGUUCGUCUUUCUUUACACUUCCUAGUGCCUCUUAAUUCACCCAGCAUGUUGACUGAUACGCCUUCAGCAAUACUACUGGCGAAAGCCAAAAUGAACAGGCGCUUGUUCUGACUGGGUGGGAAUCCGGAAGACGAUCAGAGGACCACCACGUGCACCACAAAGCGCAUUGAUAGCGGACUGAAGUCGGAUGUUGUCUUUCCUAGCGUUCAUAUUGCAUUCAAUCUUCUCCCAUGCUGUGGGUAGAGGGAGGAGUUAUUGCUUGUCUGAGUUUAGCGUUAAGCGUCCAAAAUCGACGGUCGAUGGCUGAGGGUUGGCAGAGUUUGAUUAUGCGUGGGUGUGCCGUGUGGGAGUAUCUGGAUCUGAGGGAAGGCGAGAGUAGACGAGGGAGAGAGACGUGCGGGAUCACCGCUCUUGUGUGGAAGUGCCAUGGUCUAAUUAGAGACAAUAGCUCUGGGACCAGCAAAGGCUGCACAACAAGUCUAGCUAAGUUCAUAGGGAAAGUGGUGGUCCACAGCUACAUUGCCAUCGCUGAUUCAAGUUGAAGAACAUUCAUCCAAUACUACUACACCCUACGACCGUCCACUUUGUAUGACAGGUUCUUUUG